Drosophila mojavensis is the source of this 829-nucleotide messenger RNA. RefSeq names its product kunitz-type serine protease inhibitor HNTX-03141017. NCBI's taxonomy places the organism in Eukaryota, Metazoa, Arthropoda, Insecta, Diptera, Drosophilidae. The transcript has 3 exons. Gene Ontology annotation, molecular function: serine-type endopeptidase inhibitor activity. The record is from RefSeq and is a predicted model, not a curated record. The coding region runs from base 308 to 610 and encodes 100 amino acids.
CUAAGACUACCUCUAUUACUACUACUAUUAUUUCUACUGUGACUGCUACUACUACAACUAUUAAGGACAGCUUCUACCAGUGCUAUAACUACUAAUCCUUCAUAUAAAAAAUACUAUAUGGCCUAUGGAUAACGCAACAGCUGGAUUCAUCAUAGUUUUCACAAUUGUGCAAUAUUUUUUAUAGCUGUUGGGAAACAGAUGUUGGAAAUUACUUUAGGUACUUCUCGAUAUUUCCCCGGCUAGUUUUGUAUUUAAAACCAAAACUCAACAAUUGGCUCGUUAGUUUUGAUUUGGCAUUUAAAUUGAAAUGAAGCUCUACCCGUUGCUGAUAUGUGUCGCACUAUUUGUGGCCAACAUUGAGGGCUAUGUCAAAAAGACGCCCAAAUGUGUCGGGCAACCAAUUAAAGACGUUUGCAACCUGCGCAGAGAUCUGGGUCACAAUAAGUACUUGUGGUGCAAAGAGCAUGCCAUGUCUGAAAUGUGGUACUACAAUAUGAUCCACAACACCUGCAAUAAGAUGAUCUAUAUGGGCUGCGGAGGCAACUUUAAUCGCUUUUGCUCUGAGGCCGACUGUGCUAAAAAGUGCAUAACAACAAAGAAACAUGGGUAAAUCUUUCGGAAAUUACAAAUUUAAAAGUUAACUAUUGGCAAACCCUAAGGUAAACUCUUCAUCUAUCCUACUAAGGCCUAUUUUUGUUUAAGAUGAUUGUCAAAUUGGUAUACAAGAAAUAAUUGAAAUAUAAAUACUAUAUAGAGAUUCGAUAUACUAUACUAUAAAUUUAUGAAUAUAUUAGAAUCGAUAAAUGGUAAUAAAUGUUUCUUUAAUUUA